Messenger RNA from Solanum verrucosum, 468 nucleotides. RefSeq lists its product as uncharacterized. The record is from RefSeq and is a predicted model, not a curated record. The coding region runs from base 1 to 468 and encodes 155 amino acids. The transcript has 3 exons. NCBI's taxonomy places the organism in Eukaryota, Viridiplantae, Streptophyta, Magnoliopsida, Solanales, Solanaceae.
AUGGUUAGCACCCAAAAUGCAAGGAUGCAUCGUUUCAUUGGUGGACUUGGGGAUCAUUUGAUUGGCUCUUGCACCAUUGCUGCAUUAAAUCGGGAUAUGGAUAUUGCAAGACUUAUGGGAGAUGCUAGAGCCUACUCCAGUAGAGGUCCUCCCAGACAGGCUCAAUCACUAGACCGCUCAACUGCUAGUGCCCCAGCUCAGUUAUCGAGACCCAGGCAAUGUGGCCGAUCUCAUUUGGGAGAGUGUCGAUAUGGAUCUACCGCUUGCUAUGGGUUUAGAGUUGAGGGUCAUAAGAUACGUGAUUGUCCGAAGCUUCGAGUGGAGGGUAGAGGUGAUAGGCCACAAUAUACUAGCACUGCAGGAUCAUCCUCAGCAUUAAUGCCUUCUUCAUCACGUGGCACUCAACCACCAGUAGGGCGAGGUACAGGCAGAGGUAGAGGAUCUAGUUCUGGAGCUUGCCCAAAUUGA